Molecule: messenger RNA, 1304 nt
Organism: Aureobasidium pullulans EXF-150
Lineage: Eukaryota; Fungi; Ascomycota; Dothideomycetes; Dothideales; Saccotheciaceae
Product: Metallo-dependent hydrolase
Exons: 2
Coding region: 26-1069 (347 amino acids)
Biological process (GO): adenosine catabolic process; inosine biosynthetic process
Molecular function (GO): adenosine deaminase activity
Source: RefSeq, a predicted model, not a curated record
CAGCUUUGCACUUCUCCAGACCAAGAUGUCGCAGCCAAUUGAUAUCACUUUGACCAGAGCGCUGCCAAAGGUAGAGCUGCAUGCACAUCUGACUGGUAGUAUCAGUAGAGAAUGUCUACACCAAAUAUGGCUGCAGAAGAAAACGAAAGACCCUGCCUUUGAGAUGGACGAUCCUAUGACCGCUAUACCGAAAGCUGCAGAUGGUAGUAUCGAUGUUUUUAGCUUUUUCCCAAUUUUCGACAAGUAUAUUUACGCUCUGGUCUCGGAUGAAAAGAGUAUACGAUUUGCGACUACUGCUGUACUGCAAGACUUUCAGGACGAUGGAGUACGGUAUCUGGAACUCCGGACCACACCUCGAGCGAUUCCGGCUGUUGGUAUCAAUGAAGAGGAUUAUGUCGCUAUCGUCUUACAAGCCAUGAGCGAUUACGCUUUGUCAAACGAAAGACUGCAUGCAAAACUCAUACUUUCAAUCGACCGCAAGAAUACGCUUGGGGAGGCCUUCAAGGUCGUACAUCUGGCGCUCAAAUAUCGCCACCUCGGUAUCGUAGGCAUCGACCUCUGUGGCAAUCCGGCUCGCAGGCCCAUCUCGCAUCUGCAAGCUGCUUUCGCCGAAGCUCAUGCCCAGGGUCUACCUAUCACAUUGCACUUUGCAGAGAUCGCACAAACCGACUCCCACGAGCUGGAAGAAAUGCUAUCAUGGAACCCUCAACGUCUCGGUCAUGUCAUUCACGUACCUGAGGAACUACGAGCCACCAUCAGAGAGAAAAAGCUCGGCCUCGAAUUAUGCCUCAGCUGCAAUGUCCUUACCGGCUUGAGUGAAGGUGGCUUCGCGGCUCAUCAUUUUGGCGAGUGGUGGCGUGCUGGUGUACCUGUUGCGCUGUCUACAGACGAUGUCGGUAUCUUUGAGGCGUCUUUGAGUGGUGAGUAUUUGCUUGCUGCUCGCCACUUUGGUCUUGGUAGAGAGCAGCUUUUGGAGCUGAGCAAGGGUGCGGUGGAUACGAUUUUUGGAGGGCAGGAGGAAAAAGAAAGGAUGUUGGGGUUGAUUGAAGAGUUCUGGCCCCGAGCGUGACUCGAGCGAGUUGUGUGCGUGUUACAUACAUAUGUGGGACAAACUCUACCCACGAAGAGGUCGGAAGUGAAGGCAAUAUCCUUGACCAUUAUUUCGGUAGCAAUCGCUGAGUGUUCACAAAGUGAUCGACUACUCGUUUCAAUGGUUCACUCGACGCCUGGAGCUUUCGUUGGCUUUUGGGACAAUCACUACUUAGAAUCUAUGUCACUCAACAACCAACUUUCACAAUACCGUC